Messenger RNA from Helobdella robusta, 663 nucleotides. RefSeq lists its product as hypothetical. The transcript has a single exon. Bases 1 to 663 code for a protein of 220 amino acids. The record is from RefSeq and is a predicted model, not a curated record. Gene Ontology annotation, biological process: negative regulation of actin nucleation. NCBI's taxonomy places the organism in Eukaryota, Metazoa, Annelida, Clitellata, Rhynchobdellida, Glossiphoniidae.
AUGAGCAGGAUAUAUUCAAACGAUCCUCUAACUGCAUUGCCAGUCAAAAAUAUUUUUUACGAUCAAGUUUGGAAUGAGUCAGAUUGGCAUCAAGGAUCUGGAGUAAUUCUGGAAGCUUCCGUAAAAAGUCGUCUACGAUUUUCACUAAUCGACAAAAACCAGCAAAAAAUCCGGUAUUGUGCAUUUGUUUUGCUGGUAAGACGGGCCCACAGACGAGUUUUCGAUGGCAAAAAAGAAAUAGAGCCAAAUUUUAGCGCUACUGAAAAGGUUCGGACCGGAUUUUUACAUUCCUCAUAUAAAGUCGUUCCAAAGGGGCAGUCAGAUUUUUUGACGUACGACGAAUUAGUGAAGAUCAUCCAACCGACGAAUGUUUUAACUGUAUUUGGACUUGACACGAACGAGAAAGACAGCUUCAUCAACGUAUUCCUAGAAGAAAAUGAUCUGGAAAAGCUGGAGAUAAGCGACAAGGAUGAAAUCAGAUUGAAAACCAAAGGUAAUAGUCCAUUUUUAGAGAAUUUGUGCAAAAUAAAUGCCCUAAAUUCAGCCUUAUCUAAUUAUGCUGGAGACGAUAAAAUAGGAGCUUCUUGGACAGACAAGAUCAUGGCUGUCAAACAAAAUCUGGAACUUCAGGAAGAGGAACCAAAUGAUGAAUGGGAUGAUUGA